AUUAUCAUGGCGGAGGACGAAGAUGGUGUUUCGAAUAAAAAAUCGUCUCAAAAUUCAAAUAAUGAAGGUCCCUCGCAAGACAAUGAGCAGAAUACGACGAAACCAGACCUAGGCAUCGAAGAGGCAAAGUAUAAUAGCAACGAAAACGGCGACACGUCGCCUAGCGAGCCAAAAUGUUCAACGUCCAAAUCAACUGGCGCCACGCGGAAGGAUGAGAACCCGUUUUCGUUCCGGCAUUUCUUGAAGCGGGACCUGUCGUUACCUGGCAACUCAACGUACGAAAACACGGGGGCUCGGCCCAAAGUUUACGCGAACACAGUUCAACAUUCGCCCACGAAACUAGACAUUCACACGGAGUCGAGGCGGGAGCGAGCCCGCGCCGGCGUCUCGGGCGAGUCUCAAGCCAAAGAAAAAAGUAACGAGGGCAGCAGCCACCGUAUAAGUGAUAACACGUCUUCGAGUAGUUCAGUAGAGAUACCGUUUAGUGUAGUGGACAAUAGCGAGUCUAAGCAUAAUCUGUAUGCGGACAGUUCUGAUGUGCCGUUUUAUCAUAGGCCAAACUUGGCAUCGGAGCCGCUCGGCAUGCCGUCUCUCCCAGAUUUCGUUCAGGACCAUAUUCUAGUGGAGCAGGCAUAUUUGAACUCUAAUGGACCUAUAUCAGUUGAUUUGGACAAUUUGCCGGACUUUACCUUUAAUACUAAUUAUAAUGUGGGAUCGUGUUCGGUGGGGAGGCGUAAUAAUAGUGAUAGAUAUGGAGGCAAUAGAGGAUAUGACUAUGAAGCGUACAUGGGUGCGGCGUCAUCGUCGAGUGGUUUCGCGGGAGAGGAGCGGAACAUCCCGCUGGACCUGCCGGCGGGCGCGGAGGCCGCGGGCCCAUCCAUGGACCCUCCGGCACACCUCAGCCUCGACCUCACAGAGUCUGUGAACCCCGCAGACCGGAGGAACAUGUCUCCCAGAAAUAACUUCCCGUUGGAUCUGCCUACAAAUGCAGGUGCAGAGGCGAUGCGGCUGCCUGACUUCCUGCCGGUGCACCCGGGCCGCACGUCGCCGGAGCCCGACCACCCCGACCAGCAGUUACAUCUCAUCAUGGCUGAGCUUGAACGGACUAGGUCGGAGCUGUUCUCGGAGCGCAGCCGGCGCUCGCGGCUGGAGGACGAGGUGUCGACGCUGCGCAGCGCGGAGUCCUCGCUGCGGGCGGCGGCGGCCGCGCGCCUGGAGGCCGGCCGCCGCCGCCCGCGCCGGGACGACGACGCGGCGCCCGAUAGCGCCACAGCGACAGACACGGAUUCGACUGUGGCAAAACUUAAAAAAGAAAUCAAAAAAUUAAAGGAGGAGCUGGCGGCGUCGCAGGCGGAGGUCCGUUCCCUGCGCGGGCUGCAGACCAACGCGGCCACCGACCUGAGGCACGCCACGUCCGUCGCCGAGACCUCGCUCAGAGACCUCUUGGCCGGCCUAGAGCGACUGCGGUCUCUCAGCUCCACUCUAGACCCCACAUGAUAGACCCCCGCACUAUAUACAAGCAAGUAUAUUAUACACAACUCUACAAGGCAUUGCCCUCUACCUAAAUACCUUGUCGUUUCAUUCUAUGUAGAACAUUUUAUGUUUUUUCUAUGGUCAGAGAUAUUUUUUUUUACCAGACUCUUAACUAAUAAUAUACCACCCAUAUACGUCCUUCUGGGUACAAAGCCUCUCCAUAAUCAACCGGAGGGGGUAUGGAGCAUACUUCACGUAUUUUAUUCUAUUCCGUGGUCGGACAUUCGGACAAUUCCAGUCCAUCACCAUAGAAUAAGGAAUAAUACUACGUAUAGAACGGCAACUCUCCACCAGCGGUUGAGCUAAGUUUACCUCACCCUCUCAGUCUUACUUUAGUCUUGAUAUGGGCGUCAGACGUCAGGCACAGAUGCGCGUGUACGAUAACGUCAAUGUCUGUAAAACGAGGUUUUUUGUAUUAAGUGUCCUGGCUGUGGUGUUAUGUCACAACGACCAUAAGUGUUGCCAGUCCCGAAACCAAAGUCGGGAGUCAAAAA
Pectinophora gossypiella (pink bollworm) is the source of this 2027-nucleotide messenger RNA. RefSeq lists its product as uncharacterized. The record is from RefSeq and is a predicted model, not a curated record. The transcript is spliced from 7 exons. Bases 7 to 1497 code for a protein of 496 amino acids. NCBI's taxonomy places the organism in Eukaryota, Metazoa, Arthropoda, Insecta, Lepidoptera, Gelechiidae.